Molecule: messenger RNA, 2750 nt
Organism: Drosophila subpulchrella
Lineage: Eukaryota; Metazoa; Arthropoda; Insecta; Diptera; Drosophilidae
Product: dynein regulatory complex protein 11
Exons: 8
Coding region: 36-2654 (872 amino acids)
Molecular function (GO): protein binding; ATP hydrolysis activity; ATP binding
Source: RefSeq, a predicted model, not a curated record
AAUUUAGCAAGGCUCAUAAAAGGCAAAAAUCAAAAAUGUCUUUCGACUUGAAUCAUAAAUUUUGGGUGUCCACCCGAAAGGAAAUUGGACAACUAAUUAAAAAACAGAACCGCUUGAAGAAGAUAGAUCCUCCCCAGGAAAAAGCCAUAUCAUUUAAAAUUUUCGCAGAACUCUACGUUUUGUACGUGGAGCUAGUCGCCAAGUUAGGUUUCAUUUACCACAAUACUUUCCAAGUCCAAAAGCGGGAAUUAGUUCGUGUUUUGGUCGAGAGUGCGACUCAGCAGCUAAUGCAGCUCAAGGAGGAGUUGAAGGACUUGGAAAUGAGCGAGUACAUAUAUAUAGAUAAAGCUUUGAUCGCCAGGAAACUAACGCCGCGAGACUUGGUCAUAUGGAGAUCGCCACAGUUUUUGUACCGCCGCCCAUUGGAUGUUCAAAAUAUUCUAGCCGACAAUCGAUUGUACAUGGACGACGAGGAAAAGGAGGAGAAGGCUGCUCAGGAUUGGGUUCCUAUAAGUGAGGCCGUGAAGCUGAUCCAAGCUCAUGAGAGGGCACGCAGGGCUCGAGUAUAUAAGUCCAGCAUUAAGUACGACAAGAAGAAAUUCCUCAAGGUGUAUCAAAGAAAAAAAAUCAAUUAUAAGUUCACCUUCAAACCCGAUCAGGCAAUGAGUAUUCCCGUCAAGAGAACCAUAUUUUCGGCCGAUUUCUUGAAAGCUGACGAGUCCUGUGAAAACUUACGAAAAAAUGACGAUGUGGCGGAGACAGCAGUGGAUGAUGAAGAAGCCUUAAAUAGAAAGAGGAAUAUUGCUGCUUGUAAAAUCCAAAGCUGGUGGCGAGGUUACAGAACAAGGAAAAUAGUUACAAUUAGAAAAAGAUUUAAGGAAGAAUUGUAUGGUAUGAAGAAAAUAAGAAAACUAAAGCGACCGAACCAAAAUGCAAACGCAAUUAUGGAAAUGUACAAAAACGAGAUGCUCAAAAGAAAACUGGACGAGGAUUUCAUUAACUUGAUCAAUGAUGAACGCACCAGGCUUUUGCAAGUUCGAAGUCCAUGGAUGAUGGAAGAUAUUUCCGAUCACAUUCGGGAUUGGUUUAAAGAAUUUUACGAAAAGACUGGAAACUUUCAUCCUUAUCCUGAUCCUGUGAAAAAGGGAACAGUAUUAGUUGUCAUUGAUGAAACAAUGACCCCAAUGGAGUUUCAACAAUCCCUAGGUAAAAAGCCCUUGACAAAAGCAGAGAAAAAGAAAAUUCGAGAUAAAGAGAAGAAAGAUAAAAGAAGAAAGAAAGAAAAGGAGAAAUUAGUAAAAAUGAAGGAGGCGAAACGCAGGAAAAAAUUAAGAGACGCUGGAAUCAUCGAUAUCGGAUAUGAGUUAACUGCAAGCAAGGCAAUAGAAAACAUUGAGGAAACUAUGAAGAAAUAUGCCAAGGACUGGAGAAAUGUCGACGAAUAUCUUAACAAAAAUCAUGAUCCUAUCAAAGAUUGGGUUACAGAGGAAGAGCUGGCUAAGAUACAUCAGGAAGUAAGAGGUUUGGUCGACGAGUACAUGAGGGUAGAAUAUGAACUGCUCCGGGAAGCUCUGGCAAAGGAUAACAAUGAAAAAUAUAAGGCACUUAAAGUAAAGUAUCCAAAAAAGAAGAAGAACAAGAGGAAGAAGAAGCCAAAGGAUAUGACAGGAGAUAGAACUCUUGAAUCAUUGUACCAAGAGCUAAAAGAUGGCGGAAUAAUAGAGAAAGUUGCGCAUAAAGACUUUGACGAAUUUAUUGCGGACUUUAACUUUGUGGCAGACGACACUCGAAAUGAAGAUGAUUUGACUACAUUGGGUCCAGCUAAAGGUGAUAUUAAAAUGGUUAUUCAAGAGUCGAUGCUGGGAAUGGGAGAAUUCGAUAUUCCAAAACCCAAGUCUCUUUUAUUAAUUGGACCCCUAAAUAGCGGAAAAAAAUUAUUAUGCCAAAUUAUUGCAUCUGAAUUAGACGCAGUUUUUAUGAAUCUAAGUCCAGAGAAGACAUACAAGUAUGCCGAUGACUUGAAGUAUUUCUUACAUGUUGUCUUGAAAGUGGCGAAGGCGUUUCAGCCGACCAUAAUGUAUUUCGAAGAAGCUCAUCGAUUAUUUUGGAAAAAGAUUCCGCCAGAGGCAGUCGAGAUAAAACCAAGGCUUCUGGGCUCCUCCAUAGCCAGUAAAAUUUUAAAGCCCUUGAAGAAAAAUGACAAAAUUGUAGUCGUCGGCACCAGCAACAUGCCCUGGGCUGCCAAGGGGGGAAUUAAAAGAGCGUUCCAAAAAGUUCUGCUAAUUCCAAAGUGCGAUUAUGGCACCAGCUUCCUACUUUGGCUAGAACUGAUGACCGAAAACGCCCCAGAUGAUAUGAAGGAGCACGCGUAUUCUGCUCUGGCAAGAGUCUUACAAGCCUAUACCUCCGGCGAUAUCAAUGAAAAUAUUAAGCAGACAUUAAGUAUCGACCGCAAAAUGCGUCUUAAGAAUGAGGCAUUGGAUCCCAACGAGUUUUUGGAAUACUUUUUGAGCAAGAAUGAGCCCCCUAUUUUCCCUCCAGAGGAGAAGCUCAUGGAAAAGUUUAAUAAAUGGUUCGGCAGCGCAAACAAAUUGCAGAAAAUGAGAAAAAUUUAUGAUGCUCAAAAGUUGGCUAAAGCAAGCAAAAGGAAAUAGGAAAAAAUAUCUUUCUAAAUCGAUCAGCAAUGUAUAAAUACCUUGGAAGAAACGAUCCUAUUAAAUUUUUAAUACGUACUUAAAGUCGGAACUAUA